Physcomitrium patens is the source of this 1537-nucleotide messenger RNA. Its product is annotated as alpha/beta hydrolase domain-containing protein WAV2. Gene Ontology annotation, molecular function: serine-type peptidase activity; palmitoyl-(protein) hydrolase activity. Gene Ontology annotation, biological process: proteolysis. Lineage: Eukaryota; Viridiplantae; Streptophyta; Bryopsida; Funariales; Funariaceae. Gene Ontology annotation, cellular component: membrane. The record is from RefSeq and is a predicted model, not a curated record.
GGCCUUCUGCGAAAGUGCAAUCUCGUUCCCCACCCGAAGCCAAUGUUCCCAAGAGGAGGGGAACUCGAUGCCCGGGAAGAAAGAAAGAAACAAAGCAGGCUUCGAGGAAGUCCUGUCUUCUUCUGCUUCUACUUCGACGCUCAACUUAUCCCCCUGGAACACAUUCUCGCUCCGAUCGACGUUGUGGGUUCUCAAGCUGAGUGUGAUUUCUCAUCGGAUUCCGCCUCUCGCCAACUGGGGUUGGACCGCGGGCUUCUUUAAGCAGCCGUGAAGGCGGAGUGUCCGGAGACAUUCUGACUUGGUUUAUUUACGAUAAAAUAAAAUAAAAUGUAAUACAGGCGAUUAAUCUUUUAGGAAAAUUGUCUCAUGAUACUUGAUUAAGGUGAAUCUUGGACUACGACCAGCAAGAUGGGAGGCUGGUGGACGUGGUUUAACGGUCUGCUCUAUGGGGUUGGAGGACUUGCUUGUGCGGGUGUGGCGAUUCUAGUUGCGUUUCAGGAGAAGCUUGUGUAUGUACCAGUAAUUCCUGGCGUGAAGCGAGGUUACCCAUAUUCUCCGACACAUUUUAACCUUCGCUAUGAGGACGUGUGGCUUACCGCUAAGGACGGAAUACGACUACAUAGUUGGUUCAUCGAAUCUCAUGUUAAACGUCCAGGGCCAACAUUCCUUUUCUUCCAAGAAAAUGCUGGCAACAUAGCACACCGCCUACAUUUUGUGCAUCUCAUGGUGCGGAAAUUACAGUGCAAUGUUUUCAUGCUCUCAUAUCGUGGGUAUGGUGACAGUGAGGGUUUUCCUUCCCAGCAUGGCAUUAAAUUGGAUGCUCAGGCGGCAUUAGACUAUUUGCACUCGAGACCAGACAUUGAUCCAUCCAAUAUCUUUGUGUUCGGAAGGUCGCUUGGUGGAGCUGUAGGGGCUGCUCUUGUGAAGGACAGUCCUAGAAAGGUUGCUGGUUUGAUAUUGGAGAACACAUUCACUUCAGUUCUUGAUAUGGCAGGAGUUUUGCUACCCGGGUUGAGAUAUAUUGUUAAUGGAAAGGGAGGAUUAUUGAAUUGGUUCGUGAAGUCACCGUGGAAAACAAUUGAACUCAUCAAGCAUGUUGAUGCACCUAUUUUGUUUUUGUCUGGCCUACUGGAUGAGAUGGUGCCUCCAUCACACAUGCGAGAACUCUAUGAUGCAGCUCAAGAUACCUCUAGUGCUCGACACACUUUAGUUGAGUUUCCAGAUGGUACCCAUAUGGAGACGUGGUCGCAGGGUGGUGAUCGCUACUGGCGUAGUAUUGAAAUUUUUGUGCAAAAUUGUGCAGCAGAUACCAGAUCUUUAUCUACAAGUAGUAUUGACACGUAGUCAUGGUGUUGGUCUUGCUUGCUUUAUUGCUGUUGCUGUUCCCGAUGUUCUGUAAAGUAGUCAUUACCAUUGUUUUAGAGGUAAUUGUGAAGUUGCGUUGCUCUCAUAUCGGUUUUCGGAAUGUCAGUCCAAGUAUUAUUUGCUGUAUCCCAGAAUUUUAAUCGUAGCACAUCCAUCCAAUCCAUUGCCUGGA